Betta splendens (Siamese fighting fish) is the source of this 4843-nucleotide messenger RNA. RefSeq names its product cAMP responsive element binding protein 5b (gene creb5b). Gene Ontology annotation, biological process: regulation of transcription by RNA polymerase II. The transcript has 7 exons. Lineage: Eukaryota; Metazoa; Chordata; Actinopteri; Anabantiformes; Osphronemidae. Bases 1010 to 2245 code for a protein of 411 amino acids. The record is from RefSeq and is a predicted model, not a curated record. Gene Ontology annotation, molecular function: DNA-binding transcription factor activity, RNA polymerase II-specific; cAMP response element binding.
CAAGAGCAUUACAUCAUUGCUGGAGCAGAGUCAGAAAGAGAAGGAUAUGAGUCAGUGGACUGACUGCACCUUUCUCUCCCUCUCUCUUGCUCCUCUUGGACGCCGGCCAAGCCCCUCGUCUUUAAGUCCCCAGCACUUGAGUCGGAGUUGAGACCGUGGGGACCGGCAGAGUAAAGUGUGUGCAGACUGCAAGAUGUGUAGGUUGGAGCGAACAAGAGCAGAAGGGGGGCCCGACUCGAGGUGUGUGCACCCCGAGAGGUCCAGAGUUACAGAGGAUUAAGGAGACAGUAAGCGGCUCCCCAUUGUGCUCCACCGGAGAGAGAAUAACAACUUGGAGAAAUAGACUGUGGAAGAAAAGCUUGGUACAAGAGGAGGAAGUCUGGGAAAAACAUCUCGCGGUGACGUCAUGGCGGAGUGGACGCCGUUGCUACGAUGGUGGUGGUGGUGGUUCGGGGGCGGGGGCUGUUGAAGACAGCGAGGCACUCAGUAACGUGAGAGCGCGGGGCCGGGGCUGCAGAGUGUCUACCUGCUCUCCCCCGGGGCCCGCAGCCCAGGCUAUUAUCAAUCCCCUCAGUGGAGCCACAGCCUCUCAUUAUUCACUCACACGCACACACACACACAUGUUCACACAGUGCCGUGCACAUUUACACACUGCUACAUGCACUUAUUGGAACGCAUACACAAACACUCCGAACAUGAAUCCACUAAUCCAGUGUAGACAGUGCAUUAUGUUUUCUGGUGAGAGCACAAAGCAGAGCAAAGCCCAAGACCAUAAGAUUGAAGAUUAACCCUUUAAUGAUUAUUGGCUGCAUCACAAAAUUGUUUUACAGCUAAAUAUUAUUAUCAGGGCAACAGUAAAUAAGAAAGGAAGGUAAAGGACGUGCUUCAAGAUCACAGAAAUAGAUAGGACACAUUUAAACUGACUUGUUUUGUUUGACCACUGGUGCAAAAUUCAAAUAGAAGCAUUACAUUGUGACGUCUUCAUAACACCUCAACUUUAGCUUCCCACAUGAAUUGUUUUCUUCACAAUAUGGUUUUAUUUACUAAAAGUGGAGCUCCGCUGCAGGUGAACACAGGCGUUGAAGCAGUUCAUGUUUCAUGUUCAGGUUUUUUUCUUCCAGAAAGUGAGAAGCUGCCUGUGCCGAGCGCGGCCCUGUGCCAGCUAUUGAUCGGCUCUCGUAGCUGCACAGUGCAGCCCGUCCCCGGCUCUCUGUCCUCGCUGCUGCACCUACGGAACCGACAGCGACAGCCUCUGCCAGCCUCCAUGCCUGGAACCCUGCCAGACCCCACCAUGCCCGGCUCCUCCGCGGUGCUGAUGCCCAUGGAGAGACAAAUGUCCAUGGGCUCCAAUAUGAUGGGCAUGCAAGGUCCCACCCACAACAGCUCCUGCUCCUCCACCCACAUUCCCUCCAUGCACUCCGAAGCCAAACUGAGACUGAAGGCUGCACUUUCGCACCACCCGGGUGCCAUCGCCAAUGGAAACAUGAACUCCAUGGGCCACAUGAUGGAGAUGAUGUCAUCGCGGCCAGACCAGGGCGCCCACCAUCACAUGCACUCGCACCCGCACCACCUGCAGGCCCCGCCGCACGCCUACCAGCACCACAGCCAUCACCACCAUCCCCAGGGCCACGGCCAGGGCGGCCACCACCACCCGCAGGGACACAACCCACACCACAACUCCCACAACCCCCACCUCCACCCCGGACACCCGCACCAGACCUCCCCGCACCCCCCGAUGCACUCGGCGUCACAGAUGUCACCCGCAACGCAGCAGAUGCAGCCCACGCAGACGCUGCAGUCCCCCCCUCCCAGCGGCGGGCGGCGCCGGCGAGUGGUGGACGAGGACCCGGACGAGCGGCGGCGGAAGUUUCUGGAGCGGAACCGGGCGGCGGCGACGAGGUGCCGGCAGAAGAGAAAAGUGUGGGUGAUGUCGCUGGAGAAGAAGGCCGAAGAGCUCACCCAGACCAACAUGCAGCUUCAGAAUGAAGUGACCAUGCUGAAGAAUGAAGUGACCCAACUAAAGCAGCUUCUCCUCACACACAAGGACUGUCCCAUCACCACUAUGCAGAAAGAGUCCCAAGGUUACCUCAGUCCAGAGAGCAGUCCGGCGGGCAGCCCGGCGCCAGCGUGCUCCCAGCAGCAGGUCAUCCAGCACAACACCAUCACCACAUCCACCACGCCCGUAGGGGGGGGCGGUGUGCACGGUCAAGCUAACCACCACACAGACAUUAACCCCAUCCACUAGCCAAGCAAGACUGUCCCCCUGUACCCCCAAUGUAGGCCCAGACCCCCCCCCCCCCCCCCCCCUCCCACCGCCUCCUCGCGUCGACAGCUGCAUCUCUCCCUUCCAGCAAGGAUCCUCCUCCACCGUAGCUACGCUGCGUAUUUUCUACCAACCCCAGUGAUGCGUAAUGUGACGUGAUUUGCUGCAUCUUGUUUCAUACACUUUUUGUGCUUUUGGCAAAAAGGGGUGUUUUACUAAUUCCACGCAGCGUCGUUCAAGUGACUCGUUGUGUUGUGUGGUGGUACAAAGUUGGCCCGCGAUGGCCACGGAGCCAGAGCAACGAGACAUAAGCUUCAUCUCUGUCGGUGGACGCCACGCGUCUGUUUGCCUAUAAUCAGUCAGACUGUGUGUGUGCGUGUGUGUGUGACGUGGACAGUGCGACAGGCGUGUGCAUUAUGUGGGUCUCCUACAGAACUCUGGAUGUCUUUAGUCAAACUGUCGCCAUAAGGCAGAAAUAUGCAAGCAGGUGUAACGACCCUGUUCAUGACUGUUAACCUUCCUCCUGUCAGUAGUUUUCUCAAAGAGAGUUUUAAGAUGCAGCAUGACAGUGAAUAUAGCUAAUGAUCAAAUGGAAGCAAUACAUCAGUAUUGAUUGGCUUCUCUAGCGUGUCCACGCCCGGCCCGGCCCGGCCCGGCUCGGCCCGGCCCGGCCCGCUGGUCCCGAGGACACGCAAUGCUGUUACAGCUACAGAACUGUGCACUGUGAUACCGGUGAGGCAGCUUCCUCCGCUCCCCAGGACCAACUGAAGCUUUAAUUAUUGAGGCCUCUCCUCUGUGUGUGUCUGUGCGUCUGGAUUCAAAUGACUGUAACAUCCGACUGUGUGAAUGGGAAGCUUUUGAAUCAUGUCCUUGUGCUUAACCCGCUUUCCACUGUGGAACAAAAGUUCAGCGGGUGUAAGAGGCGUGCGUGGGAACGUAACCGUGCGCAUGUUGUUAUUUUUUCUACCGGCAUCCCACCACUGGCAGGAAAGUGUUUUAAAGUUUUACUAAAGGGAAGUGACUUACGCCUGUGCUUUCUAAAAUGUCACAAUGUGCCUGAAGUUUUCUCAGAAUCCUUGUGUUGGCUUGCUUUGUCAGCGUCACAGCCUUUUUUCCAAAUCCUAUAAUCAUUCUGUCUGUUAUUGGUUUGGGUAUAGAUGUCUGCUGCCUGUUAGUGCAAAACCAGCUGACAAAGGAGAAAAUGACCCACAAUCCAUUUGACCUCUGACCUCCUCAUCAAUUUCUUAUCCUCUCUUUCUCAGGCCUCCUCUGUAUUUCACAUAAGUGAUGGAUGUACUGAUAACGAUAUAGACUUGAUCUUAUCGCUCUCAUUUCCAGCCUUGAAACUUAAUGCCUUCUCGUGUCCGACCGCAUCUCGUCUGUCCUUCUCCCCUUCCUAUGACCAGGAAUGUUGACUCAUUAGCAUGAUGACCACAAUGCACUGUGUUUUACAGCAGGACGGAUGAAAUACAUUCCACUGAGAGGUGGAGCGAUCGCAGAGCUGUCUAUGCACUUUGUCCUCUGUCAUUGCCAGAGGGUGGAAUAGCCAUAUUAAGCUCCACGUAAUUCUCAGUGAUUCUCCCUUUUCACACACCAGCGAGAAUAUCGGUGGAGAGACUGUGCCUGGCGUGCGUCACGUGUGCAGCGAAGGCAGCCCAGAGCUCGAGUUGCAGGAUGAACCUCAAAGACUCUGCAUCAUUUAGGGUUUUUUUUUGCCCUUUACGUCUUCAGUUACAGCCUUGUCAAAGAUGAAGGAUGUGAAUUUAAUACUAUGUUUAUUAUAACGGGGUGCAUUCGUAGUUUGAAAUUAAUUAGGUUGUGUGUCCACGUUUUCACCAACAAAUCUGUGUGUGCAGUUUAGUACAUGUUGAUAAUGGGAUGGAGAAACUCUGGAAAAGGUCUUAGUUGACCCAACCCUUCAAACACAAGCUCAGCUGUUGAUUUGAAUCAUAUUUAAAUUAACCAUUCCAAAUUAACCUUUUGCAUGUGAAAAGAAAUAAUGAAUGACCUCAACACAACUUUCAACUGGAACUAACACGUGGAAGCUGUUGCUUUUUCCACGUCGGAUAGGAGAGUUUCUAGUUCUGCUUCCUGGCGGUGGAUCCAGGUUUAAAGACGUUUACUGUUGCUGUGUGGGCAGAUGAAAGGGACAAGUGGACGCGCCGCGUGACUGAGUACCUGUGCGAGAGGUGGAGAACAAUUCCAACACAUUAUUGAUGUAAUUGUGUUUUUUUUAAAUGUAGAAUUAUAAAUAUUGUACAUACUGUCAUCCAUUUCUGUAGUCCUGUACAUGUAAUGCGACCACCUUUCUGUUUGAAGGGAGUAAACGUGUGGUACAUGUUGUAAAUAAUGUUCGCAUAGCACUUGUUGCCUUUUGUUAUACGCCGAGGCUCAUUCCAGCGCUUAAAUACGUUGUUUAUAUGUAAUGAACUGAUUAAUUCUUCCUUGCCUGCAUAACUUUGUACAUUUUUUGUGUCUGUAAUGACCUUGUCUCCAUUUUGUUUUGCAUUUGUACAGAUGUUAAAGUUAUCACUGCAGUUACAACACGGUAUGAAAAUGAAGCACUUGUUCUGUAAUAGA